UUCCUCCCCUUUUUACAUAGCUCGCUGACACACACACACACAUACGCAGCUCCGCCCGCCUCUUCUUCUCCACUCUCAGCCCAUCCAUAGGCUGCACGGCUCGGCUCCUGUCAGCUCUCCUCGUCGCUGUCACCCGGCAUACAUCUUCCCGAUAUCAGGUACUCCAGGAUCCAACUAUCAGAGGGCUUGUGCAUAUAGGAAAACGGUCAACUCAAGGCAUAAAAAAAAUCACCUUUUGUUCCUCUGGCUACUUGAAUUGCCUACCGUGCGUUUGCUGCUUUUUUGAGAAGUGCCUUUCUCCAAAGUCACUUUUGCCAGUAAAGGCUGCACUAACACCUUUUGAAUGCCAAACACCGAGGAGCCUGCCCGGCAGUUUAGCUGAAGCCAUCUCGUUGAUCUACUGUGUUUUUGCCAAUGACACCUCAAGAAAAGGACUGGGCUGACUGACAUCGUGUUCCAGCUUUCUCAUUGCAAAGUGUCCAAGGAAGUAUAACCUUCUACUGAAGAUAGCCAUUAAAUUGGAGUAACUUUAUGGAAAGCAGCAAUCUGCAAAACACUGUCCCACCUAGAUUUUCUACUGUUGUGGUUCCAGAGCACGUUGUCUUCUCAGCCAGAAGUGAUUUAGGUUGAGCAGCUUGAUCAAUGACUGACGCUGCGCUGAUUAAUUGGAUCUUCUCAUGCUGCUUUGUUUAUCCUAUAAAGCAGCUAUCUUUUUAUUUAACUAGAUUCUGUUGAGUAAAUUCGUGGACAAGACUUUUAACUUGUUACCCAUCAAAGUUUGGUUUCUCCAGCAUGGCUUUGAAUGUAGCCCAAGUAAGGGAUACAAAAUGGCUUACACUAGAGGUGUGCAGGCAGUUCCAGAGAGGAACUUGUUCAAGAUCUGAUGAGGAAUGCAAAUUUGCACAUCCACCCAAAAGUUGUCAGGUUGAAAAUGGACGUGUUAUUGCCUGCUUUGAUUCCCUCAAGGGACGAUGCUCAAGGGAGAACUGCAAAUAUCUUCAUCCGCCAACGCAUCUAAAAACCCAGCUAGAAAUAAAUGGCAGGAACAAUCUUAUUCAGCAGAAAACAGCUGCUGCCAUGCUUGCCCAGCAGAUGCAGUUUAUGUUCCCGGGUACACAACUGCAGCCAAUGCCCACAUUUCCUGUAGGUCCAGCAUUAGGAACAAAUACCGCUUUUAGCUUUGCUCCAUAUCUUACUCAAAUGGCACCUGGUGUUGGAUUGGUUCCAACUGAAAUGCUGCCCUCUACACCUGUUAUGGUUCCGGGAAGUCCACCUGUAUCAGUCGCUGGUUCUACUGCUACUCAGAAACUUCUUAGGACAGAUAAAUUGGAGGUAUGCAGGGAGUUUCAGAGAGGAAACUGUGCACGGGGAGAGACUGAUUGCCGCUUUGCUCACCCAGCAGACAGCACGAUGAUUGAUACAAAUGAUAACACUGUAACCGUUUGUAUGGAUUACAUUAAGGGUCGCUGCAUGAGGGAGAAAUGCAAAUAUUUUCACCCUCCUGCACAUUUGCAGGCCAAAAUCAAAGCUGCACAACAUCAAGCCAACCAGGCUGCAGUAGCAGCACAAGCAGCUGCUGCAGCUGCAACAGUGAUGACGCAGUCGACUGCCAAAGCAAUGAAGCGACCUCUCGAAGCAACUGUAGAUCUGGCUUUUCCACCUGGUGUCCUUCACCCUUUACCAAAGAGACAAGCUCUAGAAAAAAGCAAUGGUGCCAGCGCACUUUUUAACCCUAGUGUCUUGCACUACCAACAGGCUCUGGCCAACGCACAGUUGCAGCAGCCUGCAGCAUUUUUUCCAGCAGGGUCAGUUUUGUGCAUGACACCAGCUACCAGUAUUGAUCAUACUGAAAUAAUCACCAAAAGUGGAGCAGAACGUCAAGAAGACUUGCAGAAGAUAGCAAAACAUUCAUACUGUACAUACUAUCCCAUCUCCUCCUCUAUAGAGUUGCCACAAACUGCAUGCUAAAAAAGGAUCUUGUUCUCUAAAUGGACAAAAACUACAACUUAGAAAGCUAGUGCUGCUAUAUUUUAAAUUAUAUAUGGUAUGCUUAAUAUAUUCCAACUAAAAAAUUGUUAACUACCUGAUACCAGCUGUGAUGUUAGUGGGUAAAGUUUACUUUUUAAUAUUUUGUAUACCUGGUUCCCACUCAACAACAUUGUCUUAUCUUCUGUCACACUAGAAUCGCAGUCAUAUAGUAUAUUUUAAAUGCAGAAAAACAUUUAAACUUUUUUUUUUUUUUUUUUUCUGACAGCAAAUAUAGAAUGAUUGUGAAUAUUAACAUAUUAGAGUGUAUUUUAGCCAUUAUUAUAGGAUUUCACAAGUCUCCCCUCUGUAGAGAAGACCAAUAAGAAAAAGCACUCUCAAAUAUAAAAAUAGGCUUAUUAUAAAGCACAAAGUUAAAACAUGCAAAUCAGUGACAUACCCGGUUUUUAAAACAAAACAAAGUGUUGGAUUGUGGGAUUAAACAAAAGCAAAACAAAAAAGGAAACAAUUGCACAGUGUACCUGUCAUAUACUAGAAAGUGAAUAUUUGUGUUUCAGUUAUGUUUGUUUUCUUAUCUUAUUUCUUUAAAACUCUGCAGAAGUGCCUAAACUUUGCCACCAUACAACAAACGCAAAAAGUAUGCGACUGAUGCCAACCUCUCAGCCACCAACAAAUGUUCAUUACACAGACACAAAUUAUAUACACAUCUAGCAUGGGUAAACAGGUCACACACACACAAGGCAUUGGAGGAGGAGUUUUCUUAAUCGAAUGUACAAAAAAAAUAUAUAUAUAUAAAUAUAUAUAAAUAUAUAUCUGUCAGUCACAACAUAAGUGUGACUCUAAUCUAUAUAACAUUUACAUUUUUAAAAUGUAGUGAAAGUUUUAUUUUGACCCAGUUCAGAGCAUGAAAGGCUAGCAAAACACUGCAGAGCAAUGCAUUGCAGGCCUUUCUUACUUCAACUAUGAAACAACACCUUGCGGAAAUCAGAUGUCUAUACUUGCCGCAGAUGUGGUUGAAUACAGGGUCUAUAGUGUUAUACUUUUUUAUAAUUGGAUUGCGAGAGUUGUAACAGGAUUACAGCAAAAGUCUAAAGAAAAUGUGUUUAAAGCAUAUUUUAUGUCAUAAAAGUUAUGAAGAGUUGUUGCUUAUGAGAAAAAAAAUACAAAAAAAAACACCUAAGGAUAAAACUGAUUUUCGAUGUUUACUUUUACAGUAGGUUGUUGAUUUACAUGGUAAUGUCUGUACAUUUAAUACGUAAUUUAGUUAAAGGUUUAUUUUGAGCACUAUUGUACCAAAUAUUUCAUGUUUCUAUGUUGCACAUUUGUCACACAAAGUAUGUUGUUGCUGAAUUAUGGAUAUCAAACAAGAACAGCUGUUAUACAUGAAUAGUAUACUUAAGUGUUAGAAAUUGUUAUUUUUUUUUUCUCUUGUACAAAGACAAUAUUAGUGAUUGCAGUAUUUUAAGAAAAAUUUUGAGAGUUGAAUGUAAGCUAUUUUUAAUGUGGGCAGCCUGCUCUAAAAAAAAUAAGAAGGCGCUGUAAUUCUAUAAUCAGUAAAUCAGGAAAAGAUUCUGCCUUUAUUUUAUUUUUUAAUGUAUGUACCGUGUUUGGUUUCUGCUCUGCUGUUAAACAGGCGGAUAGAAUCACUCAAAAUAACUAAAUCACAACCCUCUUGGAAAAGAGUAUUUUAAUAUUGCUUUUAUCACUAUAGCUCUAUAUCCUUAAAGAAAAAUAAGACAUAUAUAAAAGUUUAUGGUCUAAUCUACACUGAUUGUUUUGUUUACUGUUUCAGCAUUAUUUCUUUUAUAUAUAUUUUCAUAGUGAGCAGCCAAUAUGUGUCCUUUUUAAAAAUAAUCUAGAGGUCCACAUUCUGUAGACCAGAGAAUUCACCAUAAUGCCAGAGAAUGACCUGUGUUAAAACAAAUAAAGCCUUGUUCACCAGUUAGCUGUACAUUGCACUUUAUGGCAAUAGCAUGCACUUGUGAUGGACGUGUUGGGAUUGAUUACAAUAGAAGCACACUUUCCACUUGUGCACCCAAGUUUACUAUAAACAACCAAUAAUAUUUAGGAAUAGCAAUUUCCAUUGAUUGGAUGUUUGAUGUGAAUGCCACCAUACUAAAGCUGUAAUCGGUCCCAUUGUCAGCCAGCUAUGAGAAAGUUGACAAAUCUUGGCUGAACACUUAGUAGCUUUACCUAGAAAUAAAUAUGGUGGAAAAAUCUAGACGUAUAACAAUUUAAACAUAAACUUUUAUAUCCGUGUUCUUUUUAAGUGGAACUGUCACUGUACACAGUGGAGGAAUCCAUUUUGUCAGCUGGAAAACAACUGCAUUCUUCAUACAGCUUGCCACAGGAGUGCUUCCAGUUCCUAGGCUUAAAGCUUGGCCCCUGCCUGCCCUUUCUGUUUUAUGAAACACAAAGGGAACACCACAUUUUUCACACAUCUAAAACAUUUUACAAAUUCAAUCUCUUUUCAGAAGAGUAGGUGAUCACUGGGUAACAUCAUUCUUGUCAAAGUGCCAUCUGAGACAACAAUCUCUUAUUUAAUUGUAGAUAUUUUCCUUGGCUCAUCUUAUUGGUUGUGAGUUACUUGAUCCUAAUAACUGAAAUUGUGGUCAACUUACAAAUUGGCUUCCUGUAGGUGUCCAAGUGACAAAUCCACUUCAGUAAUGUGAAUAAUUCACACAGAUAAUGUUUUACCACUCACAGGUCACAGCAUAAUAACUUAUUUGUCAUCCUUAUUGAACAGUAACAUGUUUUCUCUUAUUUAGAAAUGGGGUCUAAAAGUGUAAGGAUGUAAAUGGUUGGCCUCUGUUGAAAUUUUUACUUCUACAUAUAUUUUAUUAUUUUUUAAAAAGAUUUACUUUUGAAUGAGUUUGUGUUUUUGUAUUUUUGUUUUUUUUGUAAAGUCCUUUAAUUAAAGUAUCCUCUUCAACAAG
Molecule: messenger RNA, 4922 nt
Organism: Rana temporaria (common frog)
Lineage: Eukaryota; Metazoa; Chordata; Amphibia; Anura; Ranidae
Gene: MBNL2
Product: muscleblind like splicing regulator 2
Exons: 11
Coding region: 793-1968 (391 amino acids)
Molecular function (GO): metal ion binding
Source: RefSeq, a predicted model, not a curated record